Messenger RNA from Cyprinodon variegatus (sheepshead minnow), 615 nucleotides. RefSeq names its product MAGUK p55 subfamily member 2-like. The transcript has 3 exons. Lineage: Eukaryota; Metazoa; Chordata; Actinopteri; Cyprinodontiformes; Cyprinodontidae. The record is from RefSeq and is a predicted model, not a curated record. Bases 85 to 615 code for a protein of 176 amino acids. Gene Ontology annotation, cellular component: cell-cell junction; plasma membrane.
CAUAACUGAGUAAAAAAGAAAACAGGCUGAACUAUAAAAGUGCCGCGUCGUCCUGCGUUGCCUCUGGUUGUAACUGAUCAACUAAUGCGAACGCUGCUUUGUCAUGUGACAGGAAAUCUUUGCACUGGUCUGGGAGUAAAGAAGAAGAAGAAGAUGAUGUAUGUGACCACAAAAAAUGCAGAGUUUGACCGACAUGAAAUCCUGCUGUAUGAGGGGGUGGCAAAGGUCCCACCAUUCAAAAGGAAAACCCUGGUUCUGAUUGGAGCUCAGGGCGUCGGGAGGCGUCGGCUUAAAGCCAAGCUUCUGCUCAGAGAUCCUCAACUUUUCGGCACCACCAUCCCAUACACGUCCAGGAAGCCUAAAAAGGGUGAACGUGAGAGUCGAAUGUACGCUUUCACAAGUCGCUCCAAGAUGGAGGCCGACAUCAAGAAUGGGCGUUACCUUGAAUAUGGAGAGUAUGAAGGCAACCUGUAUGGGCUGAAGGUGGACUCGAUACACGAGGUGGUGGAGGCAGGACGAGUCUGCAUACUGGACGCCAACCCACAGGUAGGCGGAGACGCAUACCGGGGGGCCGUUUCACAUGUAUCCUCCUGUUUGGUUGACCCGGGAGUCUAA